Tarenaya hassleriana is the source of this 1366-nucleotide messenger RNA. RefSeq lists its product as uncharacterized. The transcript has a single exon. Gene Ontology annotation, biological process: shoot system development; root development. Bases 495 to 1364 code for a protein of 289 amino acids. NCBI's taxonomy places the organism in Eukaryota, Viridiplantae, Streptophyta, Magnoliopsida, Brassicales, Cleomaceae. The record is from RefSeq and is a predicted model, not a curated record.
AAAUAUUAGUUUUCUUGUUGCUCGUUUUUUCCCCCUUCUUACGUGAUCAUUCACUACUGUCCAAGAACCAACUGAACAUAAAAACAAAUCAGAAUCUGAAAAAAAAAAUGCAUUCGUAUAUUCAAGAGCAAGAAAAAAAAUGAAAAGAUUCUUUAGGUACUUAACCGAUGGAUGAACCACCCUUCAAAGAUAACAUCGGAUCUUCACGAGCGGCUUAACCAUGAUUGAGAGGCAAGCCAGCUCUUACGCAUUGUCCUGCAAUCAUGAAAUGAGACAUUGUUUAAUAGCCACUCGUGUGACUGAACCGUGAUUGCUAUGCAGAAAGCAGACACGAUCCGAUACAAUUCAGUAUCGUCUCCUCUUCUUUCGGGAAACGACAUUGCACGUUGCAUUAUUCUGAUCACGAACACGUCUUUGUUUCUUGGGUUUGGAGGAUGAGAUUCCUUUUGUCUCCCACCUUGAUCGUGUAUAUAUAGAUAUCGAGCAGAAGGGCGAUGAAGGCAAGAACAUCUCAGCACUCAAACGCAUUUUCUCUACCUCGAAACCAAACCAGAAGAAAAACAGCAAAAAAGAUGGCAGCAACCUUCCACGUUCGUUCCAACAGCUUUCCCACAAGGCAACACCCUCAAGCUGCUCAUGUGGAAGAGCAGUUGUGCCGGUUGAGAUCCUCUGAAGCCACCUCCACAUCUUCUUCCUCUUCUAUUGGACAAAGACUAACCGACCUCCAGGAUUUGCACGAUUCCCUCGAGAAGCUCCUUCGCUUACCCUUCACCCAGCAAACCCUUGACAAGAAAGCCGUCGAGAAGCUUCUUGAUGGAUCUCUCAACAUAUUGGAUUUCUGUAACAUUACAAAGGAUGCUCUGUCUCAGACAAAAGAGUGUCUCAACGAGAUCCAAUCAAUCCUACGGAGAAAACGCGGAGAUCUUUCGAGCGAAGUUAAGAAAUACUUGGCCUCACGAAGAUCCCUCAAGAAGUCAUUCCAGAAAGUACUCAAGAGUUUGAAGGCCACCAAUGGCGACGAAUCUCUGACUGUGUUUGGAGAAGCUGAAGGUCUGACAAUUUCUCUGUUUGAUUCUCUGUUUUCCUUCGUGUCUGAAUCAACAACACCUUCUGGCAAAUGGUCGCUGGUCUCGAAGCUGAUGAACCAUAAAAGAGUUGCAUGUGAAGCACAAACUGCAAACGAGUUUGCAAAGGUUGAUUCUGCAUUUCAGUCCUUCGCCGAGAACAAGUCUGAAAAUCCGUUGAAAAUGGAGGAUGUGAAGAGGCUGGAGAGCUGCGUCCAAGAUCUGGAAGAGGGGAUCGAGUCUCUCUUCAAAUCUUUGAUGAAAUACAGAGUCUCUCUUCUUAACACAUUUGGCCACUAAGC